AUGAGCAACAAAGAAGACCCGAGCAAGUGUUGCCCCGCAGCCGCUCCGAUCUCCAGUUUUACCAUCCAGUCCAUCCUGGGCAGCGGUACCUCGGAAGGGGGCAGGGAGCCCAGUUCCAAGGCAGCGGCCGCCUGGCCGGGCAGGAAGCGAAGUCUGUCCGUGUCCUCAGAGGAAGAGGAGCCGGAGGAGAGCUGGAAACAUCACGGCUGCUUCUGUCCUGAGUCGCAGGGCCCCAAAGAAACUUGCCACAAACACCAGCCCAUCAGUUUCACGUGUCUCAGCAAUCCAAAGGGAAAUGGAGGAGCAAUGACGGUAAAUACAGACAGGACGCAGUUCCUCUCCCAAUCCCAACAGGACUUGAAGGAGGAAAAAGAGAAACACUUCCCUCCAAACUCCCCGUCUUCCGGGGACAGACAAAGGGACGGAGGGGACAGACAGGCUAAUUCAGCCAAAAAGAAGACCCGCACUGUUUUCUCCCGGAGCCAGGUGUACCAGUUGGAAUCUACCUUUGACAUGAAGCGAUACCUGAGCAGCUCGGAGAGGGCCUGCUUGGCCUCCAGUUUGCAGCUGACGGAGACCCAGGUGAAAACCUGGUUCCAGAACCGCAGGAACAAAUGGAAAAGGCAACUCUCGGCAGAACUGGAGGCGGCCAAUAUGGCUCAUGCCUCAGCUCAGACACUAGUGGGGAUGCCCCUGGUUUUCAGAGACAAUUCCCUUCUGAGAGUGCCGGUGCCCAGGUCUAUCGCCUUCCCAGCCCCUUUAUACUACCCAGGCAGCAACUUGUCAGCCUUACCUCUCUAUAAUCUCUACAACAAGAUCGACUACUGA
This is a messenger RNA of Terrapene triunguis (Three-toed box turtle), 828 nucleotides long. RefSeq names its product H6 family homeobox 2 (gene HMX2). The record is from RefSeq and is a predicted model, not a curated record. Gene Ontology annotation, cellular component: nucleus. The transcript has 2 exons. Bases 1 to 828 code for a protein of 275 amino acids. Gene Ontology annotation, biological process: regulation of transcription by RNA polymerase II. Gene Ontology annotation, molecular function: RNA polymerase II transcription regulatory region sequence-specific DNA binding; DNA-binding transcription factor activity, RNA polymerase II-specific. Lineage: Eukaryota; Metazoa; Chordata; Testudines; Emydidae.